GCGCGCAGAGCUAGCUAGUUUGCCACCACGACUACCAAAACCAGAUUGCGGUGGAGAGAGAGACGCAGAUGGUCAUGUCGGAGAGUAGGAGCAAAGAUGCGGUACCGAACGGUGCAGCCCAUAGCACUAGUACAGAGCCACACGUGGCCAGACCAAAUAUUGGCAACAGAGUGACUGUAGUGCUUGGUGCUCAAUGGGGCGACGAGGGCAAAGGGAAGGUUGUGGACCUGCUCGCUCAGGACGCUGAUAUCGUUUGCAGAUGCCAGGGUGGCAACAAUGCAGGACACACGGUGGUGGUGGACUCUGUGGAGUAUGACUUCCAUCUUCUACCCAGCGGCAUUAUCAACCCCAAGGUCACUGCUUUCAUUGGUAAUGGGGUAGUGAUCCACCUGCCUGGCCUCUUCGAGGAGGCUGAGAAGAAUGUGUGCAAAGGCAAAAGUCUGGAGGGCUGGGACAAGAGGCUGAUCAUUUCAGACAGAGCACACAUUGUGUUUGAUUUCCAUCAAGCGGUCGACGGUGUGCAAGAGCAGCAGAGACAAGAGCAAGCAGGCAAGAACCUCGGAACAACGAAAAAGGGGAUUGGCCCGGUGUACUCAGCCAAAGCAGCCCGUAGCGGCCUCCGGAUAUGUGAUCUCAUGUCUGACUUCACGCAGUUCUCUGAAAGAUUUAAAGUCUUAGCCUCGCAGUAUCAGUCUAUGUAUCCAACCCUGGUGAUUGACAUCGAUGGGGAGUUGUCGAAGUUGAGGGAUUACGUGGAGAAGGUAAAGCCUAUGGUGAGAGACGGGGUCUUUUACAUGUACGGGGCCUUACAUGGACCUCCCAAAAAUAUCCUGGUGGAAGGAGCCAACGCCGCCCUCUUGGAUAUUGACUUCGGAACAUACCCUUUCGUGACCUCGUCUAACUGCACAGUGGGCGGGGUGUGUACGGGGCUAGGCAUGCCGCCCCAGAACGUGGGUGAGGUGUAUGGCGUGGUCAAGGCCUACACCACCCGGGUUGGCAUCGGAGCCUUUCCCUCAGAGCAGUUCAAUGACAUUGGGGAGCUCCUGCAGACAAGGGGGAAAGAAGUGGGUGUAACCACGGGCCGUAAAAGGAGAUGUGGUUGGCUGGACCUGGUGCUCAUCAAAUAUGCGCACAUGAUCAACGGCUUCACUGCCUUAGCUCUGACCAAACUAGACAUCUUGGAUGUGCUCCCAGAGAUCAAAGUUGGUGUGUCGUACUCUGUGAACGGUGAAAAUAUACCUAAUUUUCCAGCCAACCAGGAAGUCUUACAGAGCGUUGAGGUUCAGUAUGACACCCUGCCAGGUUGGAACAGUGACACCUCCACCGCCAGAACAUUUGAUGAGCUGCCAGAGAACGCCCAGAAAUACGUCCGCUACAUUGAGGAGCACCUCGGUGUGCCCGUGAAAUGGAUUGGCGUAGGCAAGUCUCGGGAGUCCAUGAUCCAGAUCUUCUAAGGUCUUCUCCACACUGUAGCCACCACCAAACCUGACCCUCAGUCCCGCCUCUCUUCCGAUGGUUACCUGGUUCCAGUGGCCUGGGAAACUGGUCCUAUGCUACUGGUCCUAUGCUAUGCCACUCCUCGGUCCCCAACUCACUUCCACACCACAGACACCAACCUGGGAGCUGCUCCUGGGGAUGCUCUUAUCAUCCUAUCCAUGAUCCCGCUCUCUCCUUAUUCUCUCUCUGUCUCUGAAGACCUGUGUGGGACUCUUCAAAAUGGCCUCCUCAGGCGUUAACAGGGAAGUACACUUCAGUUGCUUGCCAGCCUACGUCUGUUACUCCCCAUGUUUGGUUUGUCAGAAAGCCCUCAGAGCUGCCUCUGGCCUUUCUUUAUGGAUCUGUUAUCCUGACAUCCUUGCACACCACACACACACUCAAAUCACACAAAACCAUACUCAAAUCCAGGUGUGUGACACUGUCAUUGACCCGUCUGCAAGCCAAUGUCAGAAACGAUAUGACCAUGUUCAUGUGUACAGUACUGCAGUGGGACUUGGUUGAUUCAUACACCAAUUUUCUGUGCCUGUUCUGUGAUGAAAACAGUUUGUGUAAAUGUGUUCUUAUGCCUAGCAUGGGCCAAGGAGCCCAUGGCCAUGAAACGACCCACACGAGCAACUUAAGAUACAAAGUUUCUGUAUGGACAACUGUCAAUGUCUCUGUAUACAAUUGUAAUAAUGGCAGGAAAUGUAGAAUAUGUUGCUACUGUUAUAAUGACCUUGUUCCAUGCAACAUAGUUGCCAUUACUAGAGAUACAAUCUUAAAUGGGCAUUUUAGAGGCGUCACAAUCAAACAACCUCUUAGUAAUUUCCCCAGCUGACUAGAAAUGAGUUUUUAUUUCAAAGCAGUAGAAAGCUGUGUUACUACUGGACAUUAAAACAGGGGUCAGUUAACAUUUUGAUAGAAGAUCACCUAUCAAACUCCACAUUGAAAUGACGCAAGAAUGUAUUUCAAUGCUAUUCUAAGUUUAAACUCCAACGCAAACACAUGAUGUUGAUAUGCUGAACUCUAGUCUCAGGACUUCUACUCAAUCACAACAGUGUAUAUAUUUUACUUCUAUUUUAAUGAUUUUAGGACUAGGUAUGAUGGAUUAUUUUCUGCAACUGCUGGAUGUGUGGGUUUUCUGCAGAUGUAGCGUAUUAGACAGCAGAUCGCCUCCUGGCUCGGUAACAACUAUAUAGAACUUUUGCUUUUAUAAACUGGAGCUGUUUAAGUGAAAUGGAAUUGAAUCAUGGGUUUUCCCAUCACUGAUAUACAAUCUAAAUAUUUCAAAUUAAGAUUUUUAAAGACAUGAAAGGACCUCUUCUGUUUAUGUACUCGAUCCAUACAUUAACACCGGAGUUGCUUGAUUUUUCAUGGUAAAAUUGUUACUAGGAAAGGCGUGUAUUCAAGGUUGACUUUGUACCUUGAAUAACAGUUGUCGAAGGGUGCCUAUUCAUGCAGAGAUGGAGGACUACUCAUACAAUAUCUGUUUGCCUUUGUAUCUGUAGGUCUCUACAGAGAAGGCUGUAGGCUCCUGUGAAAUAAUGGGUUUCUACGUUGGUGGCGAAGUGCUUUCUCUUUCUAAUAUGGAAGUGUCAAACUAGUGUCACUACAUAAGUUACUAUCUGUCAGGUACAUUGUUAGGUCUGUCUUCAGUAGAGCAGUUAUCUCUGCUAGGCCUAUAUGAUGUCAGUCUUGUUCUUCUCCUGUGUCUUUUUGAUUCUAAGAUUAUAUCAGCGAUUAUGGUAUUCAGCUAAAGUAUACUCGGUGUGAAGAUGAAAACAUGCACUGGAAAUUAAACUAAUGGGAUGUCUUUAAAUGCUGCUUAUCCUUGUUUCUAUAGAUUAUCCAAUGGCCUGCCCAUAGGCCACACAAUGUGGUAAACAUUUUCUGCUUUACAUAUAGCAGCAACUAAUCAGUUGAGAUACUUACCCUGUCAGUAGUGUCAACACCCACCUGAAACUCCCCAUACAAGGUGAAGGCAUUCUGUCUGCUAAUCCUAAACUAUAUGCCUCCGGACACCCACCCCUAUGACAUGUUUUUUCAGGACUAACUGUGCCUUGGGCUCCCGUUCAAGACUUUCAUGUUUUUAUUUACCAUAAAUCUUAACCUGGGCCCUUGGUAAUGGCCCGUAACUAAGCAUUUCACUGUUGGUCUACUACACCUGUUCACUACACCCGCAAUAACAUCUGCUAAAGGUGUGUGUGACCAAUAAGAUUUUAUUUGAUGUGAUAAAUACACAUUUUGAUUUGGGUUUGAAUACCUGUAAAAUGUAUAUUUCUACCUUGAGGCUCAUCUGUAAGUGAGUGGGUAGAUGAGAAGAUGGUUAGACCAUUGCUUUCACCUAUGUUACAGUGAUGUCCUCAAGCAAAGAAGCGUAUAUUAAAAUGGUCAAACGGU
Messenger RNA from Oncorhynchus nerka (sockeye salmon), 3876 nucleotides. It is a transcript of the gene adss2, whose product is annotated as adenylosuccinate synthase 2. Bases 69 to 1454 code for a protein of 461 amino acids. The transcript is spliced from 13 exons. Gene Ontology annotation, molecular function: adenylosuccinate synthase activity; GTP binding. NCBI's taxonomy places the organism in Eukaryota, Metazoa, Chordata, Actinopteri, Salmoniformes, Salmonidae. The record is from RefSeq and is a predicted model, not a curated record. Gene Ontology annotation, biological process: 'de novo' AMP biosynthetic process; IMP metabolic process. Gene Ontology annotation, cellular component: cytoplasm.